Messenger RNA from Acomys russatus (golden spiny mouse), 1800 nucleotides. RefSeq names its product arginine-glutamic acid dipeptide repeats protein-like. NCBI's taxonomy places the organism in Eukaryota, Metazoa, Chordata, Mammalia, Rodentia, Muridae. Gene Ontology annotation, biological process: viral process. Gene Ontology annotation, molecular function: zinc ion binding; nucleic acid binding. The annotation marks the transcript as partial. The transcript is spliced from 4 exons. The record is from RefSeq and is a predicted model, not a curated record.
UGGCCAGAAAAGAUUCGUAAAAAAUUACACAAUUUUUUUCCUGUUUUUGAAACAGAGAACGGGGGACGAGUACAUGCCCCCAUCGAAUAUAACCUAAUUAAAGAAUUGGCUGAGUCUGUCCGCAAAUAUGGGGUUAAUGCAAAUUUUACCCUGGUAAUGUUGGAUAGAAUUGGCACUGGCACCUUAACUCCUUCUGAUUGGCAGAUGGUAGCAAAAGCCGCACUUCCAGACAUGGGUCAAUACAUGGAAUGGAGGGCUCUCUGGUAUGAGGCCGCUCAAACACAAGCCCAGGCCAAUGCUCUUGCCCUUACUCCUGAACAGAGAAACUGGACCUUUGACUUGUUGACAGGUCAAGGUCAAUUUACUGUGAAUCAGACAAAUUACCAUUGGGGAGCCUAUGCUCAAAUUUCACAGACAGCUAUUAAAGCCUGGAAAGCGCUUUCUUAAGAAGGGGAGGCUAAUAGGCGCCUUACAAAAAUUAUUCAGGGCCCUGAGGAAUCAUUUUCCGAUUUUGUGGCCAGAAUGACAGAAGCAGCAGGAUGUAUCUUUGGAGAUGUUGAGCAGGUGGAACCUUUUAUUGAACAGUUGAUAUUUGAACAAGCCACUCAAGAGUGCAGAGCCGCCAUAGCCCCUAGAAAAAAUAAGGGCUUACAAGAUUGGCUCAGAGUGUGUAGAGACCUCGGAGGACCGCUUACUAAUGCGGGCCUAGCAGCUGCUAUCCUCCAGUCUCAAAAACGCCCUGCUGGUAAAACCAACCAGAGGACUUGCUAUAACUGUGGCAAGCCUGGACAUUUUAAAAAGGACUGCAAAAACUCAAACAGAAGGGGAGAAACACCGACUUUCUGCAACCGUUGUGGCAAAGGAUAUCAUAAGACUAGCCAAUGCCGCUCGGUGAGAGAUGUGCAGGGGAGACUCCUCCCACCUAUUAACAAUCAAACUGUCGAUAACAGCCAGGCUACCGACGUGCCAAAAAACGGGCCGUCGGUCCCUCGGUCCCAGGGCCCUCAAAGAUAUGGGAACCGGUUUGUCAAAGCCCAGCAGGCCAAAAGAAAUGGGACUUGGACUCUGACAAGCUUCAGCCUCUCUCCACGAUCCCUUCAACCCUCUGCUAUUGAGGCCCCUCAUGGAACCAAGUCUCAGCUACUCUCCAUGGCCCUGCAUGCCUUCAAGUGGGUUGCUGGCGGACGCGGGGGUGGGUGGAGACGUUCACGAUUGAGGAGGAGCACACAGGCGCACUCACCGCCUUCCUCCUUCCCUUCCUCUUCCUCCUACCCCGCCCCCGGGGGGGCGGUACCCUGGUCCCUAGGGGAGGUAGGCACCCCCGGAGGGUGGCGGCCGGGGAGGAGGGCUGGGGUUGGGACCGCUGCGGCGGGUGGCGGACGCCACGGGCCCCUCCUCCGCGCUCCUUCGCUGCCUCCCCCUGCUCCUCCUCUUCAUCCUCCCCAUCCUCCUCCUGGUCUCCGGCAGCCACGGUUAGGGGAGCAGCCGGCGGCACCCGGGCCGCUCAGCCUUUGUCUCGGGCCGCGGGGCGCUCCGGGCCCAGCGCAGCAGGCCACGCGGGGACGGCGGAGGCUGCGAGGACUGGCAGUCAUGGAAAAACGGGAAAGGAGCUGGCCCAGCGUCACCACCGCCACUGUCACCAUCACCAUCACCACCAUCACUGACCGUCGCCCAUCCCACUACCCCGCCUCAUCGCCGCCCCCCCCCCUCCACCCCCAUCUCAUCUCCCCGUGCACUGCCAACUUUGUCAGAUCAUUUCCUAUGCAUCGGGUAAUACUUGGACAGAAAGAUCGCGAGUGA